UGCCAGCUACGGUGCCAACGUGACUAAUAUUAACGUUUCUUACAACAGAUUCUCGCGUAUAAUAUUAUUAAAUUUGACUAUCGUACAAUAUAGAUGUACAUAUAUUCUAACAGAUAGGCGACAAACCUUCCCUGCUCUCCAUCAGCGACGUGCAGGUUCUCUUUCAGAAGGUAAUAGGCUAUUGUUUGUAAAAUUGUAAUGGAUUGGUAUGUAUAUGUUCAUAAAAUAAUUAAUUUUUUAUGAUUGUUUGCACAUUACAGUUUGGACACGCUUUGCAACAUUUGCUAACUACGGUCUACGGUCUACGGGAGUAUUCUGCCGGAUUGUCGUUUGUGGAAUGGGACGCGGUAUUCAUUUGCGAUUUCUUCAUGGAGAACUGGUUGUACGAAACAUUCAUGUUGCAAAAAAUUUCCGAACAUUACAAAACGAAGCAGCCAUUACCUGCGGAAGCUAUCGAGAGCAUUAAAAGAAUGAGGUCAUCGCACUUGGCCGGUUAUAAACUUUGCAAAGAACUUUAUUUGUCACAUUUAGAUCUGGAGCUGCAUUCCAG
This is a messenger RNA of Temnothorax curvispinosus, 550 nucleotides long. Its product is annotated as organellar oligopeptidase A, chloroplastic/mitochondrial-like. The transcript has 2 exons. Gene Ontology annotation, molecular function: metalloendopeptidase activity. Lineage: Eukaryota; Metazoa; Arthropoda; Insecta; Hymenoptera; Formicidae. The annotation marks the transcript as partial. The record is from RefSeq and is a predicted model, not a curated record. Gene Ontology annotation, biological process: peptide metabolic process; proteolysis.